UCCAUGAUAUAAAUUUCUCCGUCUUAGGCACAUCACUAAAAUUUCAGACAUGCCAGUUCUAUUUUCUCGACUGGGAAAUUCCAUCCCCUUCUCCGGCCUUUUCAGGCAACUGGAGCAAGAGAUGGAAACUGUCAUAAGGGUUUUGCAGCCUGGACCUUUGGGGAUUAUUGAACACAAGUUUUCUGCUGAGGAGAUUCGCUGGGCACAAGCCACUGUUCGCGAAGCGGUAAAUAACUGGCGAAGGAAUACAUGUAUUGAAAAACAAAGUAGUAUGUGAAGUAAUCGUAGUUAGGAAUUAUACUGUUUCCAUAGAGAUUUUGAAUGACAUGUUGUGUAAUUGCUUUAUGAGUUUCUGAAUAAAAAUUAGAUUAAAUAGUGAUAUUCACUAAA
Messenger RNA from Cucurbita maxima (winter squash), 390 nucleotides. RefSeq lists its product as uncharacterized. The transcript is spliced from 2 exons. The coding region runs from base 50 to 277 and encodes 75 amino acids. The record is from RefSeq and is a predicted model, not a curated record. NCBI's taxonomy places the organism in Eukaryota, Viridiplantae, Streptophyta, Magnoliopsida, Cucurbitales, Cucurbitaceae.